AGCAGGAGGAGAAAAAAAGAAGCGAGCGGCCGGAGCGAGCCGGCUCCUGCUCUGCGCGCGCUGCUCCCGAUUCCUUUUUUCUGGUUUUGUGUUCAUCUUUCAUUUUUCUUUCCUUUUUAAAAUCCUCUCGGUGCUAGUGUAAAGGGAGAUGAGGGGCCUCCUGUCGUUCUGCCGGGGCUUGCACACCCUGAGUAACCGUCAAGCCCGACGCAAAGCGGGGAUAGUCGGUUCCCGGUGCGGCUUUUGCGGAACUCAGUCUUAUAGCAAGCCACAGCCAAACUUUGGGCUGUUGUUUGACAUCGAUGGCGUGCUGGUGCGAGGACGGAUGCCAAUCCCCGCCGCCAAGAGGGCCUUCGAAAAGCUGGUGGACUCUAAGGGACAGUUUGUGGUGCCGGUGGUUUUUGUCACCAACGCGGGGAACUGCCUCCGACAGACGAAGGCCGACCAGCUGUCCCACAUCCUGGGAGUACCUAUCACUCAAGAUCAAGUCAUCAUGUCCCAUAGUCCACUCAGGAUGUUCAAGAAGUACCAUGAGAAGUGUGUGCUGGUGUCGGGACAAGGACCAGUCCUGGAAAUAGCUAAAAAUUUGGGGUUUAAUAAUGUUGUGAGUAUCGACAUGCUGAGGGAAUCGUACCCAUUGCUGGACAUGGUGGAUCACAACAGGAGACCCAAACUGCCGUCCAGUGCUCUGGUCACCCAUCCCAAGGUUGAAGCUGUGAUUCUGUUCGGCGAGCCGGUCCGAUGGGAGACCAACCUGCAGCUGGUCAUCGACAUUCUGCUGACCAACGGUAACCUCAGCGGUGUCCACCAAACCCAGAACAGGCCCCACCUCCCCCUGCUCACCUGCAACAUGGACCUCAUGUGGAUGGCUGAGGCCAAUUCUCCACGGUUCGGCCACGGGACGUUUCUUGUGUGUCUAGAGAACAUCUACAAGAAGAUUACGGGUAAAGAGCUGAAGUACGAGGCUCUCAUGGGAAAACCCAGCGAGCUGACCUACCACUUUGCAGAGUACCUCAUCAGAAGCCAGGCCAUGGAGCGGCAAUGGAAACUUCCCAUCACGUCUCUUUACGCUAUAGGGGAUAAUAUUAUGACUGACAUCUAUGGGGCCAAUCUGUACAACCGCUACCUGGAGGACAGAAUGAGGAAGAACCCCAAAGCCGUCGCCAAGAUGGCAGCUGCCACGGGAUCCACCACUGCAGUGCCCCAGGAUGAGGACAUUGACAACCUGUGGGAGAGCGAGCUGGCUCUGCCCUCUGCCACCUCCUGUAAGUCCGUCCUGGUCUGCACAGGGGUCUAUAACCCCAACGCGGAGGUGCCCUCGGAUGCAAACCGCAGCAUCAAAGAGACGGUGUUCCACGGGCACCGGGACUUCAGGUUCGACCCCCUGCUGGUGGAACCGGGCCACAUCGUGCAGGAUGUGGCAGAAGCCGUCGACCUGAUCUUUGAGCAGGAGAAGUUUGUGCCUAAGUAGAGUU
Platichthys flesus (European flounder) is the source of this 1475-nucleotide messenger RNA. Its product is annotated as haloacid dehalogenase-like hydrolase domain-containing 5. The transcript is spliced from 8 exons. The coding region runs from base 149 to 1471 and encodes 440 amino acids. Lineage: Eukaryota; Metazoa; Chordata; Actinopteri; Pleuronectiformes; Pleuronectidae. Gene Ontology annotation, biological process: glycerophospholipid biosynthetic process. Gene Ontology annotation, cellular component: mitochondrion. The record is from RefSeq and is a predicted model, not a curated record.